AUGCCUCUUGACACUACGCUAUACUUGAUAGCCUCAUUCCUCAUGCUGUCCGAAUCAUUUGUGGCGUCGACCCUGUCAUCCGCUAAAUCUCCGACAGCCUCGCUGAGAGAUGUAGGGAUCUGCGUUCACGAUUUACAGCCUUCGUCAAUCCUGCGAUCGACCUUCAAGAAGAGCUCUACUACAACCAAUUGUCUGGCAGUUAGCCCCUCGCAUAUUUUCACAGCCCAGGCAGACAAGGCUGUCCUGCACGUGUAUAGUAGAGAGAAGGGAAACCAAGAAGGAAUUGUCCCAUUUCCGGAACGGAUACGCAGCAUUGCUGUUGCGGGCGGCAAGUAUGGUGAUAUUCUAGUUCUGGGUACUGAGGGUGGUCGCUUGAUCCUCUGGGAGACUUGUACAGGACGCCAGGUAGCCACGACCGCGUCUCACUUACAGCCAGUGACCUCCCUCGUCAUCGACCCUACCUCCAACUUCAUUCUUUCUGGAUCUAGCGAUGCCAGUGUGCACGUCUGGUCUUUGCCUGGUAUCCUUUCUUUCUCCAAACCUGCUUUGAGCGCAACUCGGCAGCCCACGAAUUCUCCCAUUCGGACUUUUUCAAACCACCGCGCAGCCAUCACCUCUCUGGCAUUCGGACACAGCAAUGGCCGGAACAACAUUGUGGUAUCGACCGCCAAAGAUAACACCGCCAUUGCAUGGGAUUACCACACCGGUCGCGCAUUGAGAACCUUCCUCCUCCCCUUCUCCGCAACAUCUGUAGUCCUGGAUCCAGUCGACCGGGCUUUCUACGUUGGAUAUGAAGAUGGCAGCGUUCAAUCAGUAGACUUCUACCGAGGCCAUUCCGCACAGCACCCCCUCCAUGACCCAUCCGUUCAAUCCACCCCAGUCCAGGUCUCCACUGAAGACCGGUGGCUCCCUCCAUCCGCCGAAUCAGGAUCGGCCAAUACCCUCUCCCUUACAUACGACGGCACCACGUUACUCUCUGGCCAUGCAAAUGGUAAGAUUCUGUCUUGGAACGUUGCGCGCCGUAAGUACAUCUCCUCGGUGGCCGACUACACACAUCCGAUUACGAACCUGGUGAUGCUCCCGCCUGGCGGCAUCCCCCACCCAUCCUCGGACUUGCAGAGGAAGGCACACACCAUCGUCAAGCCGCGCCAUGACAAUGGACUCACCUCACAUGUGCCCGGCGCUGUGCCGUCAGAGUACAUGUUCCACACUCAAAUUCUCGCACCCACCACACCCAAACCCACCCAAUUCUCCGCAGCACUCACCCAUGCCUCAUUCCCCGACUCCAUGCUGGAUGAAGGAUUAGCAGAGCUAGCUUCAUUCGGUCAGCCUGGCGCAGAAGUCCGUGUUAGCGCCAGCGCAACCCGGCCCUCAGCGGCUCCUGUUGAGGACUCACGGGCCCAGGUCACUGAGUUGGAGAACGAGGUAUCUGUGCUCAAGAAAAAGGUUGCGGUGAAUGAGACUGCUCGUCACAAUGCGGAUGAUGAGGUCGUACAGCUGCGCUCGGACCUUGCCAAUCUGCAGGAUUACAUCAAUGAGCUCCAUGAGAAGCAGGAGGCAGCUCGGAAGGCGAAGGUCCUGCGGCGAGCAAGGAAGCAGGAUCGUGAGAAGAAGAGGAGAGAAGCUUGGCUUGCUGCCGAGAAAAGGGGUCAAAGUGGAGAUGCGGCUGUCCAGAAGAUGGACGACGCCAGCAGUGACUCGGAUCAGAGUGAUGAAUAA
Molecule: messenger RNA, 1719 nt
Organism: Penicillium salamii
Lineage: Eukaryota; Fungi; Ascomycota; Eurotiomycetes; Eurotiales; Aspergillaceae
Source: the annotation of a GenBank genome assembly